CGCCGGGCGGGGGAUGCGGCGGGGCGGCGGCGGCACCGGGACAUGGAGCGGCGCUGAGGCGGCUCGGGCCGGCCGGGGGCGCGGGCACUGCGGCGCCGGGCGCGGGCCCAUGGUGGCCGGCCGCCGCUGAGCGCCGCGGCCGCGGAGGCAGCCCGGGCGGAGCCGCCCUGGGGUCCCGAGGGCGGAGGCCGGCGGGGGCCCCGGGCGGGGAACAAUGAAGCUGCUGAAGCCGACCUGGGUCAACCACAAUGGUGAGGGCCGGCCGGGCAGCAGGUGCCGCGGGCCGGCCGGGCAGCAGGUGCCGCGGGCCGGCCGGGCAGGAAAGCCAAUAUUUUCAGUGGACAUUCACCCAGAUGGGACCAAGUUUGCAACAGGAGGACAAGGUCAGGAUUCUGGCAAAGUUGUGAUCUGGAAUAUGGCUCCUGUCCUGAAAGAGGAAGAUGAAAAGAAUGAAAAUAUCCCCAAGAUGCUUUGUCAGAUGGACAAUCACUUAGCUUGUGUGAACUGUGUGCGAUGGUCGAACAAUGGCGUUUACUUGGCCUCGGGGGGAGAUGACAAGCUGAUUAUGGUGUGGAAACGAGCUGCGUACAUUGGACCUAGCACUGUGUUUGGUUCUAGUAGCAAACUUACUAAUGUUGAGCAAUGGAGGUGUGUGUCGAUUCUCAGAAGCCAUUCAGGGGAUGUGAUGGAUGUAGCAUGGUCUCCACAUGAUGCCUGGCUGGCAUCCUGUAGUGUUGAUAACACUGUUGUCAUCUGGAACGCUGUCAAAUUCCCAGAAAUUCUUGCCACUUUGAAGGGGCAUUCUGGCUUGGUGAAAGGGCUGACCUGGGAUCCUGUUGGAAAAUACAUUGCCUCUCAGGCUGAUGAUCGGAGUCUGAAGGUGUGGCGGACCAUGGACUGGCAGCUGGAAACCAGCAUCACAAAACCUUUUGAUGAGUGUGGAGGGACAACUCAUGUGCUGCGCCUUAGCUGGUCACCUGAUGGUCACUAUCUUGUUUCUGCUCAUGCCAUGAAUAAUUCUGGACCCACUGCUCAGAUCAUUGAGAGGGAUGGAUGGAAAACCAACAUGGAUUUUGUAGGGCACCGGAAGGCAGUUACAGUAGUGAAAUUCAAUCCAAAAAUCUUCAAAAAGAAACAAAAGAAUGGGAGCUCCACCAAGUCAAGUUGUCCCUACUGCUGUUGUGCUGUCGGUAGCAAAGAUCGCUCUCUGUCUGUCUGGCUCACGUGUUUGAAGCGACCUUUAGUUGUCAUCCAUGAGCUGUUUGACAAAUCAAUCAUGGACAUCUCCUGGACCCUUAAUGGACUUGGUAUCCUGGUGUGUUCCAUGGAUGGAUCAGUGGCAUUUUUGGACUUUUCCCAGGAUGAACUUGGGGAUCCACUCAGUGAGGAGGAAAAGAGCAACAUUCACCAGUCCACCUAUGGCAAAAGCCUGGCUAUCAUGACUGAAGCUCAGUUGUCCACCACCAUUAUUGAGAAUCCAGAGAUGCUCAAGUACCAGCAGAGGCAGCAGCAGGGGGAUCAGAAGAAUUCCUCAAUUCGGGAAGGCUCUGGGAAUUCCACAGCUCCCAAAGUGGCAAGCAUGGUUAAUGGGGAGAGUCUGGAGGACAUCAGAAAGAAUCUCUUGAAAAAACAAGUGGAAACACGAACAGCAGAUGGUCGGAGAAGGAUCACACCUCUCUGCAUAGCUCAACUGGACACUGGGGAUUUUUCUACAGCAUUUUUCAAUAGCAUCCCAAUAUCUGGAACUCUGUCUGGCUCAAUGAUGUCUUCUCAAAGUAACCAGCAGCUCAUGUCACUAGAUUCGAACGCAGCAAAUUCCCUCAAUACUUCAAAGCCUUCUGUAGAGCCAACAGCAGCCAGUAUAAAACCAACAGAUGAUGCAGCCAAUAAAGAUGGUGUAAAUGCUACCUCUGCCUCAGCUGCUCCUUCUGCAUCGUCUUCCUCUGUGUUGACAACUCCAUCCAAGAUUGAGCCCAUGAAAGCAUUUGAUUCUCGAUUCACAGAACGAUCCAAAGCCACCUCAGGGACUGCUGUUGUAACAAACACAAAUCAGACUGUUGUGGACAGACUUUUUUUUUACAGACUGAAGGAUCAGAAUUUAAUUAAAGACAAUAAGCCCAAGGAUAUUCUGGAGAGCAGCAGUGACAGUGAAGAGAAGAUUCCAGCUGUCAAACCACUCAGUGUACCCAAACGGAAACUGGAACUUGAGGGAGAAACAGUAGAAAAGAAGAAAAAAGGAAGGCCUAGGAAAGACUCCAGACUUGUACCAGUAACUUUAACUGUUCAGUCCCCAGCUACACUGGCCUCUGAGAAGGAUGCUGCUUGCAUCUCUGCACCAGCAUUAGCACUUAAACUGCCAACCCCAAUCCCACAGAAAUCGUUUACUUUGCAAAUAAGUUCAGAUCCAUCAAUGUACCUUGAAGUGGAGAAUGAAAUGACCACGGUGGGGGGCUCAAAGCUGAGCAGGUUAAAGUGUAAUAGAGAGGGGAAGGAAUGGGAGACAGUCCUGACCAGUCGAAUCCUCGCUGCAGCAGGAAGCUGUGAGAUUGUAACUGUGGCCUGUGAGAAACGAACACUGUCAGUAUUCUCAGCUUGUGGUCGUCGCCUUCUUCCUCCUAUAAUAUUGAACACACCCAUUUCCACCCUGCACUGCACAGGCUCCUGCAUCAUGGCUCUCACCACUGCUGCUACGCUCUCUGUUUGGGAUGUUCACAAGCAGACAGCCAUUGUCAGAGACGAGUCUUUGCAAACAAUAUUUUCAGGAAGUGAUGCAACUGUCUCUCAGAUCUUGCUGACUCAGCAUGGAAUUCCUGUCAUGAGCAUGUCUGAUGGGAAGGCAUACUGCUUUAAUCCUUCUCUUUCUACAUGGAAUCUUGUUUCUGACAAACAGGACUCUCUAGCACAAUGUGCAGACUUCAGGACUAGUUUGCCAUCUCAAGAAGCCAUGCUGUGUUCUGGGCCCUUGGCUGUGAUACAGGGACGCACAUCCAAUUCAGGAAGGCAAGCUGCAAGAUUGUUCUCCAUGCCUCAUUUAGUGCAACAAGAAACAACACUUGCAUACCUGGAGAACCAGAUAGCAGCAGCACUUAUUUUACAAUCCAGUCACGAAUAUCACCACUGGCUCCUUAUCUAUGCACGGUACCUAGUUAAUGAAGGGUUUGAAUAUCGUUUGCGAGAAUUAUGCAAGGAUUUACUGGGUCCAGUCCAUUACUCAGCUGGAAGUCAGUGGGAAUCAACAGUUAUGGGUUUACGAAAGAGAGAACUAUUGAAAGAGCUUCUUCCUGUUAUUGGACAGAACCUCCGCUUCCAGAGGCUUUUCACAGAGUAUCAAGAGCAGCUGGACAUCUUGAGAGACAAGUAGCAUGUCCCCAGAUUUUCCCUGUGGGGCCUGGUCCCAGUGAAACUGCUGAACAGCGUUACCAGAGACAAGAGAGGAGCGAGAGCCCGGCCAGCGGGGACACUCCUGAAGAAGGGCUGUGCCACAGAGGUCCCUGGAUUCCUGGAAAUGAUGAGUGCAGGAGCUCGACAGUUUCCCCAGUGAAACUUGACCAUUGAAGCUGUGACCUCUGUUUCUAUGGAAAGUCAUGGAUAUGUACUUCAGGGGGAUCCUUUUGGAUCUGGAUCUCAUUUAAUAUUAAAACUAGCUGAGAACUGUU
Messenger RNA from Agelaius phoeniceus (red-winged blackbird), 3656 nucleotides. It is a transcript of the gene HIRA, whose product is annotated as histone cell cycle regulator. Lineage: Eukaryota; Metazoa; Chordata; Aves; Passeriformes; Icteridae. Gene Ontology annotation, molecular function: protein binding; nucleosome binding. Gene Ontology annotation, cellular component: chromatin; HIR complex; nucleus. The record is from RefSeq and is a predicted model, not a curated record. Gene Ontology annotation, biological process: DNA-templated transcription; chromatin remodeling; regulation of DNA-templated transcription.